CAGGAACUGGAGUCGCUGUCAUUCAGCCGCGCGCACAAAGGUGAGCGCACCGUCAGCCAUAUUACCACCGCCGGACUCUGCUCAUUUCCUCGGAGGGAGGGGAAUUUUCGACCGAAGCUGGACUGAAUUUACCGGCUCUGAGGGAGGCUCCGUGGAAACUCACAUUAUUCUGACGCUUUGACGAGAUCUACAACAGGAUUCAAAAUGCCUAAACCUGUAAAUGUUCGCGUCACUUCGAUGGACGCCGAGCUGGAGUUCGCCGUUCAACCCAGCACAACUGGCAAGCAGCUAUUUGACCAGGUGGUGAAGACCAUCGGGUUACGUGAAAUAUGGUACUUCGGACUACAGUAUAUGGACAGCAAAGGGUACCUUACAUGGCUGAAACUUGAUAAAAAGGUCUCCUCUCAGGAUGUAAAGAAGGAGAACCCCAUUCAGUUUAGGUUCCGGGCUAAGUUCUUCCCAGAAGAUGUGGCAGAUGAAUUGAUCCAGGAUAUCACUCAAAAGCUGUUCUUCAUGCAAGUAAAAGACGGCAUUCUGAGUGACGAAAUCUACUGUCCUCCAGAGACUGCGGUGCUUCUGGCCUCCUAUUCAGUGCAGGCUAAAUUUGGUGAUUUCAACAAGGAAGUUCACAGGCCUGGAUACCUGACGUCAGAUCGUCUCCUUCCCCAACGGGUUCUAGACCAGCACAAGUUGUCACGGGAACAGUGGGAGGAGAGGAUUCAAGUGUGGCACGAGGAACAUCGUGGAAUGCUCAGAGAGGACGCAAUGCUCGAGUAUUUGAAAAUUGCUCAGGAUCUGGAAAUGUAUGGUGUGAACUACUUUGACAUCAAGAACAAGAAGGGAACAGAGCUGUGGCUGGGUGUGGAUGCCCUGGGCCUAAAUAUCUAUGAGAAAGACGACAAACUCACACCAAAAAUUGGAUUCCCCUGGAGCGAAAUAAGAAACAUUUCCUUCAAUGAUAAGAAGUUUGUCAUCAAGCCUAUAGAUAAAAAAGCUCCAGAUUUUGUGUUCUACGCCCCACGUUUGCGCAUUAAUAAGCGUAUCCUACAGCUGUGCAUGGGGAACCAUGAGCUUUACAUGCGCCGCAGGAAGCCGGACACCAUCGAGGUGCAGCAGAUGAAAGCACAGGCUCGAGAGGAGAAACAACAGAAACAGAUGGAGAGAGCUCAGCUGGAGAGUGAGAAGAAGAGACGAGAGGCCAUCGAGAGGGAGAAAGAGCAGAUGGAGAAGGAGAAACAGGAGCUGAUGAUGCGACUCUACCAGUUUGAGGAGAAGACCAAAAAAGCAGAGAAAGACCUGCAGGAGCAGAUGCAGAGGGCCAUGCAGCUGGAGCAAGAACGCAGACUGGCAGAGGAGGAGGCAGCCAGAUUGGAGGCAGAGAGGCAGGCAGCCCUGCUCGCUAAGGAGGAACUGGCCCGUCAAGCCCAGGACCAGCUGAAGAGUCAGGAACAGCUGGCCGCUGAGCUAGCAGAACAUACUGCUCGUAUUGCACUCCUGGAGGAAGCCAAAAGACGCAAGGAGGAGGAGGCUGUGACAUGGCAGCACAGAGCGCAAGAGGCCCAGGAUGACCUGGUGAAGACCCGCGAGGAGCUUCACAGUGUGAUGACAGCACCACCUCUCCCUCCACCUCCACCCGCCUACGAACCUGAUGAGAAUGAGUUGGAAGAUGGGGAGGAGAGCAACAGUAGCUACAGUGCAGACCUGCAGACAGGAGUAUUCCAUGACCAUCGCAAUGAAGAACAGCGACUCACUGAGGCCGAGAAGAAUGAACGAGUUCAGAAACAGCUGUUGGCUCUGACCUCAGAGUUGGCCCACGCUCGCGACGACACCAAGAAGACUCAGAACGACCUGCUGCACACAGAGAACGUACGUGCCGGCCGAGACAAAUACAAAACUCUCCGGCAGAUCCGGCAGGGCAAUACUAAACAGAGAAUUGAUGAGUUUGAGGCCUUAUAAAAUAUCUGGACCGGGAAACUUUGGGAAGGAGGGAAAGGAGGAGUCUCAAAGCCCUUGUCUGUUUUCUUUCUAUCCCUACAUCUGAGUGGUCAAAGCAAGAGGCACAACCUGUGUACAAAACCACAACCGAGUGCGCACUCGUACAUGCACAUGCACACAGUAAUGCAACGGAUUUGAUUAGUAUGAUACGAACACUGGUUCAAUAUGCUCUCAAAACGAAAUUAUUUUAAAACAAAAAAAGGCUUUUUGUCAUAACAUUUAUAUACAUAAACUCAAAUAUGAUGUUUGCCCCUUAAUGGUGUACAUCAAAUUUCGUAGCAGCACUUUACAGUAAGGUUCUAUACUGUAACAUUACUUGCAGUACGUAUCAUGAACAAACAAUGAACACUUUUUACAGCAUUUAUUAAUGUCUGUUAAUUUGUUCAUUCUUGAUUAGUAAUGCUUUAGUGAACUAGUGAUAAACAACUUGUAAUAUUAAUGUAUAUAUAGCAAUUAACAUUAGCCAAGAUCAAUAAAUUUGUACAAGUAUUGUUCAGUUAAUUGUGCUAACGUUAAAGUAUACAGCCUUACUGUAAAAUGUCACCAAUUUCACAAAUGCACACCACUGACUGAAAUAAAUCCUUUUGCCAUAAAAAACAUAAAGCUAAAUAAUAUGUAAACGCACGUGCCAACAAUGCAUCCCCUUUUGUUAAUUACAUGUUAUUAACUCAAUAAUCUGGCCAAAUUAUAAUUGUAACUAGUUUGGGGUUGUACUCAUUUCUUUGUUUUUGUUUUGUUUUCUUGUUAAUGAUCCACUCAGCACAGGGCUUGGCAGUAUGAUAAUAAUUUUAUGUAUUGUCUGAUAUUAAAACUCUUUCAUUCAUGUUGAAUAUGUCUUUUGCCAGAAUAUUUGUUAUAGUGUUUAUUUAUUCUGUCUUUGGGUUAUUUAAGGCUUUUGGGUAGAUGUACUUUUGCUUCUUUUCUAAUGACAAUGCAGAUUCAUUUGUUUAUUGAUACUGUACUGACCCAAAUGAUUGAAUCCACAUGCUCAAAUCUUUAAUACCGAUUAGAUUACUUAUUUGAAAAGGAUUCAUAUGUAAGUUCAGAUGCAUGUUGUAAAAUCAUUAGAAUUUCUGCAUUAGAUACAAACUGAUUUAUUUUAUUUUUAUUUUUUUUGUUAUGGUUUUCAAUUGAAUUAGUUACUGAAUGUUUAUUUCCAUGGCAGUGGGAUGAAGGAAGAUUUGUUUUUAGAAAGUUUAAUAAGCUUUUGUAAUCUCAGCUCACUGUAAGUAACUGAAUGGAUUUUGAUAAGUGUUGUGUUGGUGGUUCUGAGAGUGGAGAAUUUCUCACUGACUUACUAGCAGCUCUUUAUAUUUUAAUUAAAACUUAGCUUAAAAAUAGCACUAAUCAAGUAGUGUUAAGACACCUUUUACUCUGCUGGAGGGACAAAGUGUAAAAUAUUCACACAAGAACAGAGUUUGACAUUCAGCAUUUUGAGUAAUAUACAAAUGGGCAAACAUGACAGUUUAGUACAUUGUUUCUGAUGCCUGUAACCAUGCAGUGCCACUUUCAUAAAUAUAGGAAAGUAUUUUUGUUGUUGCAUCUUUUUUUUUUCUUGCCAUGUGGCAAGUUUGUAAGUCUUAAAUGUAUUUGUUUCCUCCAAAUGAUGCUGAUUAUUACUGACAGUCACUGUUAAUUCAUUAAUUGAGUUUCCAUCAUCAAAAUCAGCUGGUUUAAUCACUUCACAGCAAUUUGAGCGCUUGCGUUUUAAAUAUUAUUUUGAUAUCAUCCUUACAGAUAAGCUUUUCACAUUACUGACCAGUGGCAGGGCAUAACACUGAUUUUAAACCUGGGUUAUGAAGCUGAAUUAUGGUACCGACGGCAUACAAGUUACUAACCCAGGCUAUGAACUAGUUGACCCUUGGUUAACAAUAUGAAGUGUGAAAAGCCUAUAUGUGUAUAAUAGAAAUGAGUUGUUAUUAUUGUAUACAGCAGUAGUAAUAUUAUAAAUUCAAGUAUCAUUGAGCUUCUCAAGUGGAUUUAUUUAUUUUCCCCUAAAAGGUGUUUGUUAUAUUAGAAAUAAAGAUUUAUAAUGAACGGA
This is a messenger RNA of Megalobrama amblycephala (Wuchang bream), 4036 nucleotides long. It is a transcript of the gene ezrb, whose product is annotated as ezrin b. Gene Ontology annotation, biological process: regulation of organelle assembly; positive regulation of protein localization to early endosome; positive regulation of early endosome to late endosome transport. The record is from RefSeq and is a predicted model, not a curated record. Gene Ontology annotation, cellular component: adherens junction; plasma membrane; filopodium. Gene Ontology annotation, molecular function: actin binding; cell adhesion molecule binding. The transcript is spliced from 14 exons. NCBI's taxonomy places the organism in Eukaryota, Metazoa, Chordata, Actinopteri, Cypriniformes, Xenocyprididae. Bases 205 to 1956 code for a protein of 583 amino acids.